AUGGCAGACAGCCCGUCAUCAGCAAAGAAGAGUACGAAAACACACGAUCUAUCGCCUAUUCAGGUCUCUUUUACUCUUCCGAAUCCCCAAUCUCUGCAAAAUCACGAUGAAAAUGAACGUCUUGCGGUGGAAUAUGAAAAGAUUGAAAUGGAUCGUGUACGUCUCGAAAUGGAAAAGGAAAACCACCUUAUGAAAAAGGAAAAACAUCGGAUAAAACAGAAACUUCGACAGGCAAAACUACAGAAACUACGGGCAGAGACGGCACUUGUAAAGGCAUCAGUAGCAUCAACUAAACUCAGUACAUUUGAACGAUUAGCAAAACUUGGAUUGCCACAUGAAAGAGUAUUAAAUAUUUACGAUACAUUCGAAGCAGUUGAGGACGAGGAGACGUAA
Molecule: messenger RNA, 393 nt
Organism: Peronospora farinosa
Lineage: Eukaryota; Oomycota; Peronosporomycetes; Peronosporales; Peronosporaceae
Source: the annotation of a GenBank genome assembly